CUCCCUGUCUGUCGGGGGGCGUGUCUGAGCGCGCGGACGGGUUCUGCUCGUUAAAAUGGCCGAAAAAUAAAAGUAAAAGUUAAAAAUACGGAAACAGAACCGUGUUGGAUCGCUGUCCGGGUCCGGGUCGGACUGAGUCGGAUUCUAGUGGAUUCUGCUGAGAGUGAAACUUUCCAAUGAACUGCAGUUUUUGUCUUCCUGCUGUACCGUUCCCUCUCCAGGGUCCUCCACAUCCUGAGCCCUCGCUCCGGGGGUUCGUCUCCCAUCAUGCCCGUGGACAUGGCCAUGAGGAUCUGCCUGACCAGCUCUCCUCCUGUGCGCUCCUUCCUCAGUAACUAUGACAACCGCUGUUCUUCAUCGGCAGCCGCUCUGUUGAAACACUGUGAACCGCUGCGACCCUGUCUGUCCUCCUUCAGUAGCAACAUUGCCACGGCAACCACGACCUCGGCGAGCACGGAGCUCGGUGGCGGCGGCCCGGCGUGGCUGAGGAGAAAGAAGAAGAAGAAGAGCGUAGUGUUUGCAGACUCUCAGGGCCUCGCGCUCACCGCCAUCCACGUCUUUGACGAGGCCGAGGACCCGCUGGCCGAGCUGCAGUUCCACCUGACGGAGAUAGAGGGCGCCACAGCAGGACUGCACCUGGGAGACAGCGAAGAAGCUCCAGAUUGCGGUCCAGGCCUGGUUCUGGACUUCAUCCAGCCGGGUUCAGACUAUCUGGACCUGAGGAACCGGCUCAAAGCCCAGCAGGUUUGUCUAGAAACCUGUUCUCUCCAGGAGCGUCUGCUUUCAGGCACUGUUCAGGUCCGAAACCUCUCCUUUGACAAGUCCGUCUCAGUCCGGAUCACCUUUGACUCGUGGCACUCUUUCCAGGAUGUUCCAUGUCUGUACCUGAACAACAUCUACGGGCGCCCUGACACCGACACUUUCUCCUUCUCUAUCUUGGUACCGGAGGUCCUCGAACCCUCCAACACAGUGGAGUUCUGCAUUCAGUACCAGUCUCAGGACAACACCUUCUGGGACAACAACCACGGGAACAACUACCGGCUGGCUGUCAUGGACCCAAACGGCAGCAUUGAGAGUACCGUCGGGAUGGAGAGAGACCGCGGUGGAGAGAAGAAGGAGGAGAUGGAGUUUGAUCCCUUUGGAAGUCCCAGGACGUCAUCAGGGAUCUUCCCUGAGUGGCAGAGCUGGGGUUGUGUUGAGACCAGCGCCCCCUACUGGUGAAACCGUCACAGGACAUGUUUUAUGUUAUGUUGCACUUACCCUGUGAUUUUGUUCCGAAGAUGUAAGAGAUUCACAGGACCCUCACAGGAGCACUGAAAGCCACAUUAUAUCCUCUGGAGACGUGUUGGUAGGAUACACUACGGAUUGUUCUCACUUGAAUCACUUUAGCUGCCCUAUUAUGAGUUAUUUAGAGUAUUUGUGAAAGUGUUAACGUCUGGACGGAGUAUGGAAGGACUCAGGAUAACAGCCAGUUCAACAUCAGGUGGUAAAAAUGUCUCGACCCAACACUUGUGAUGAAUGAAUUGGCCCACGUGGUUUCAGGGACCGACCCUGGGCCCGAACUGGCCUGAUUCUCCGCUCACAUCUUGUAAGAUUUGAACCCCAACAAACAAAUCCCACUGCCCUAUAAGAGUCAGACCUGGCUCACAUCUGGUCCUCCUGUGCCGACACCUGGCCGCGAUUGGCCCAACUCAGCUGGAUACUGUGGAUGACCUCAUGGGAUCUUAAAUCUUAAAAAAAAUUACAAAGGGAUUUAUAGUUGCUUUUUAAAAGCAUCCCAACACUUCAAGAAUUUGCAAGAUACACAUUUUUAAAUUAGUCCCUCCAGGAAAUUGCGACCAUUAACGCAAAUUCAACAAAUCCUUGUGAAUUCUGUAUGCAGUUUUGUCACACUACAACAUUUCUGCAAGACCAAUCAUUCUAGUUUUUUGGGGACAACGUUGAUAACGGCCACAACUUCCAUCUUUAGCAUGUAGCAUUAGCAUGUAGGUUGACUGUUUUAGCAAUUUUCAUUUUCUCUCGCAUGCAGAAUCCUGGAGGGUCUGUUAAAUUAGCAAGUAUGACAAUGAGCACAAAGGUAUUCAGGAGUCGUUAGGGCUUUUUAAAAGCAUGCAAAGGAUUCUGUGACUCACAAGGAUCCACAAGGUGACCUGUAAGGCUUUAGAAGUCUCACACAGAUUACAAGUGCUUUCUUAAAACUUCCCAAAGAUCCAUUGGGGGGGGGGGGUUCAAGGCCUUACACAUGUUUUAAAAACAUCCACAAGGCUUCAUUCAUUAAAAGCUUUUCACAGGAGUUUUGUGGUUUGUAUAAAGGACACAAACGAUGAAUUAAACAACGCAAGACUUCAUAUUAUCCAGUUGAGUGACCAAGCUUUGUUUUUUACAGCUGAACAGCGUGAGGAUGGUUGACUGAAGGAGGAUUUAUACA
Molecule: messenger RNA, 2428 nt
Organism: Morone saxatilis (striped sea-bass)
Lineage: Eukaryota; Metazoa; Chordata; Actinopteri; Moronidae
Product: protein phosphatase 1 regulatory subunit 3C-B-like
Exons: 3
Coding region: 268-1221 (317 amino acids)
Biological process (GO): regulation of glycogen biosynthetic process
Cellular component (GO): protein phosphatase type 1 complex
Molecular function (GO): glycogen binding; protein phosphatase 1 binding
Source: RefSeq, a predicted model, not a curated record